Molecule: messenger RNA, 4488 nt
Organism: Toxoplasma gondii ME49
Lineage: Eukaryota; Apicomplexa; Conoidasida; Eucoccidiorida; Sarcocystidae
Product: RNA recognition motif-containing protein
Exons: 3
Coding region: 849-1904 (351 amino acids)
Cellular component (GO): nucleus; ribonucleoprotein complex; cytoplasm
Molecular function (GO): mRNA binding
Source: RefSeq, a predicted model, not a curated record
GGUUCCGCCCCCCCGUCCUGAGGUGCUUUUCCUAUCUUCUGUGCUAUCUCCAACAAAUCGAGUAAAGAGGAAGUUAUCUAACGAAUAUUCAGUGUGUGUUUGGUUGACCGACUGUCCAAUCACUGCAUUCUUUGACUCACCGUAUAAAGGCGCGUCUCCUACCCUUUGACACCCGCACACACCGCAUCCACCAGUCACGUGUAACGGUUUUUGUGUUCCGGAGAGGCCGUGUGUGGCAUCUUCGCUACUUCCACACUCACUCGCUCUUUUUGGCGUCACUUUUGCUUUCCACUACUCACUUGGUGGCUGCAGAAAAGCGCUUCGAAGACGAGAGCCGUGUGCUACUUGCGGUCGACCUCUCCGUCCGGAGUUCAUUUGAACCUUACACCCGUUGCGCGUCCGUAGGCCGGUGCAGUUCCUGUCUUCCGUGCAUUGUUCAGUCUUCAUGCAUUGCUCAAACGAGCACGAGAAACGAGGUAGCGGGAAUUGUACAGGUCCAUUGUAGCCAAUUCGUUACCUCUGUGUGACAGCGGCUUACACGGGGGAACGCGCUGACGCCUGGUUGUACGGCAUGUUCGUGUCGGCAGUGAUAUCCCUGUUUUCGCCACGAUCCUCACGAGCACUUCUGCGGCAGUCUUUUUGAGUCACAUGCAGUUCUACCGUUCAAUGAACGCACGAAUGACGCCACUGCCGUGCUGAUUAAUUGCUGCGGAUGGUGUCGAAUCAGACGGCGGCGGCCGAGGUCACCUUUUUGGAAAGGUAGUGCCAAACAAACGUAAUGUUUUAAUGCGGGUGAGGACUCAGGAAAGUCUGAUAAUUGUAUCUUACACGGUCCAGAACGUGAGACAAUGUUCGGCGGAGACAGAAGCGCCGCCGGAGGUGGUGGCAGCGGACGAAUAUACAUCGGAAGCUUACCCGGAGAGUAUACGGACAAAGAUGUGGAGCGCGAGUUCGAAAAGUUCGGAAAGAUCAUCAAACUUGAAUUCAAACGAACGGUGUCAGGUGCCGGGUACUGUUUCUUAGAGUACGCGGAUCCGCGGGACGCGAGAGACGCAAUUGCUCAGCUGCACGGUCGGCCGCCCCCAGGCAUGCGCGGCGCAGCGCCUCUGCGCGUGGAAAUUCCCCUAGCGCGUUCAAGCCGCCCUGAUGGUUUUGGGGAAGAAGCGUUGCCGCGAGGUCUGGCUGGUCGCCGCGGCCGUUUCGUGCUGGAAGUUCGGGGGCUCCCGCCGUCUGGAAGUUGGCAAGACCUGAAGGACCAUUUUCGGGGCAUUGGCGAUGUCGGUUUCGCAGAGGUCAGGAAGGAUCCGGAUGCGCCUGAUUCAGUCAUGGGGAAGGUGAGCUUCUUCUCGAAACGGGACAUGAUGGAGGCCAUAGAAGUGCUGGAUGGCAGCACUUUCAGGUCUCAUGAGGGGGAGAAAUCCAGAAUCAGCGUGCGCGAGAAGCGAGCGCCCGGAGGCCGUGGAGGACGCUCCGAUGACGCUCACGACGCAGCAGCUUAUGACACAGAUGCUCGCGGUGGCCGUAGGACCAAGUACGGCAGUCUUUAUGAAUCCAGCAAUGGAGGAUACUCCACAGGUGGCGCGGACGCGUACCGCAAUAGCAUCGAAAUGAUGGACCCCUCGAGCAGAGGUCGUUCCGGCGGCCCAGGUGCCGGAGGCUACUACGGACUUCAUCCCACUGGGAGCCCGUCGCCACCUCGCGGGCACGCCGCGUACACCGAAAACAACCGAAGGGGACGGAGCAGAAGCGGGGAACGAGGUCCACCAACCAGAGGUGCUUAUGGAGCCUAUGGUCCACCAGCUAGCUACUACGAUCGGAUCGGGACGAGUCCGCGCUGUCCUAGGCUCAGCAUGGAACGUGGAAGCAGGCGAUUCGACGACUGGACAGACAGAAGGCGAUGCUGAAGGAAAUGAAACAGACGGCUCCCAGUGAGGUUUGUGGCCGACCGCAGGGAGCUCCAGGAGAAACUUCGGGCGUCAUUCCUAAAUACGAAAAUGACGGAGCUUUUUGUACAGGGUGUGGCGAAAGCACAUUUCAUCCAAAUCGUGUCAUGACUGAUGUGUUAAAUCGUACAUGGUUUGUAGAGAGUUUCCUGCUAGUUACGUGGAAACCAGUUGGUCCGUGUGGUGCUCUUUCAGCUGUAACUAGUCAGUAUGAUUUCAUUACAAGCCAUACGGAAAGCCUGUCGACAUAUCUAACAAGCUGAGAUCGGUUAGCGUGCGUGAAUGCUGUGCAUCGUCUGUGUACUCCAAGCAGGGCAAACUUUGGUAACACAGAUUUCGAAGACGGCUUGGGUUGGAGGUACUAAGUAAUUGGCAGAGUUUUCGGUCUGUAUCGUAUCAGGCGAAAUAGGUGCCACUAAGCAAGCUAGUCCCUUCCCAUAUCUCGAUGAGAAUAUGCCUAUGUGAGUCGCAUACGCGAGUCGCAAAUUUAUGGUUAGACGACCAUAUGCGUGCUUAUGCAAAUCACUAUGUUAAGAAAUCUCAGAGCGUCUCCGUCUCUGACAUUUAUUCUAAAGCUCAUGCAGCUUUUGGACGGCUGGUCAGUAUGUACGGCGUCUGGAAAAACCAUUUCGACAGCCUGGGGCACGUGAAAUGACACUGGUUGUCCACGACGCUGACAGCCUUUGUCGCACUUCACCAUAUCUCGUUACUCCUCUGACAAGCACUUCUCCAGCACUGAGGCAGCCUCAAUACGCGAGCAACAGAUUCAUGUACACCUCGGCCGCUGCUAGUAUGCUUCCCGGGUGAAUUUACACUGCUGAAUACGCGAAAAAGGAGGAAAGCGGGUGCUGAUCCCACUUUGUGUAUCGAGAACAGAAUGGGGGGACAGCGAGUCCUGUGGGAAAAGCAGUACACUACGGAUGGCCAAUGACACAAGAAAAGUGAACAACGAAGCCGUCGCACCAACGAACACGCUCAUCAACUUCUCGAGCAACGGCGGCUGCUCCGUUGUAGAUCAGGAAGGACCACCGCCUGGUAACCUAAACCUACGUAUCACAAUAGGUUCCCGUCGGCAGCUAUCAACCUAAGCAGGCUUCGAACGAUCACAGAAAUUCCACUGACCAAACGAUGAGAAGGCAUCAACGCUUUACCUGUAGGCACAUACGAAAUGCAUUUCAUCUGUUGAUCUUAAACAAGGCUUCAGCACUUUUGUCGUCUCUUUCCUCUUCUAAAAGAAAAGAUAUAUCAUCUCCGGUUUGCACGUCGGCUCGCUUGGGGAUUUCUGUCCAUGCCUCCCUCUCCGCGUCACCUGCUUCUUCCAUGAUCAAAAUAAGGUCAGUCAUGCUGGUACCAUUGAUAUCCCGUUCCAGAGACAUGUAUUUCACCUCAUUCGGAUUACGCGCUAGGCAGCGAAGGGGGAUUUCAAACGUUUUGUUCUGCGAGAUACUAUUUCCAAGCUCUACCGCUCCAAUCGCAGGAUCGACUAGAACAACGGGCGGUCCUACCAAGCUAUCGCUUGCAACAGUAAGAUGGAGGGUGCAGUUGAAAUAAAGGGUCCAUUCGCUGUCGGAUUCGCUCAUUGUUUGUAACAGAUGCUCGACUUCUUCUUUGGUAACAACCUCUCUCGGGACUGCAAAUGGUGCCGGACGGAAAUCCAAAUCCACGAUGACACCGUUGAUAUCGUUCCCAUUCCUGGUAACUAGGUACGUCGAGGACCGGGAAGCUACGCAACUGGUUGGAACCGCGAAUGCUUCUUUCCUAGUUGUCAAAGCAUGUCCUAGGGAAAGGUAGUAUUUGAUCGGAUCAAUCAAAUGCCCUCCUUUUGAGCUGACGAAAGCCGGUUUCUCUCUAUAGGUCACUUCAAGAUUUCCUUGAGAAUUAUUUGCUUGAACGCGGACCACAUCGGCCACUGCUCCCAUUGCGUUCAAGCGACGCGCCAUGUCUACCUUCAGCGCAAGUCGGCAUGUCGAUUCAUUCCAUGAAAAUGCUCGUGACCCUGCUAUUCCUUUCCAUGGUUUCAUCCUCCUGACUGCGCCAAACAAACCUGCAGCAACCGCGGCAGCGGCAACGGCCGCCAGGAUUCCCUUCCUAUGCUUACGGACGGCUGCCCACCCCUCCGAUAAAUAGGAUGGCCUGCUAGGUCCCUCCGGCGGUGACUCGGCACCUGUUUGAGGAGGUCUACCCGUCUGACCAACACGGCUGGAACUUCGCGCGCCGCUUUCAACGUCAUCAAGGUUUUUUGUACCAAGAGCGGGCGACUGUCGCAGGCUGUCUGGAACAUCUCUCGUGUGCCCACUGUCUUCUCCAUCCUCGAAUACAUCAGCUGUUGUGGGGGAUAGAGACGGAGGACGCCAUACGGCACCAUCCUCAGGACCACGGGAUGCAGAGGAGCCGGUUGAUAAUUUAUGAGAAGAAUAUCUCAAUCUCUGUCGAGACUGCCGUUCUUCUUGGACGUGCUGUCUCUUUCUCUCCAGUUCGAGGUCCCUUUCUGCGACUGCGGCAGAAAGUUGCUUGGCCACCUCUUCCUUCAUUUUUUGUACCUCGG